This is a messenger RNA of Schizophyllum commune H4-8, 302 nucleotides long. RefSeq lists its product as uncharacterized. Bases 99 to 269 code for a protein of 56 amino acids. The transcript has a single exon. NCBI's taxonomy places the organism in Eukaryota, Fungi, Basidiomycota, Agaricomycetes, Agaricales, Schizophyllaceae. The record is from RefSeq and is a predicted model, not a curated record.
UCAAAUUGCUUUGUAGUUGUCGAAAGGGAAGGAAGAGCGUUCGCGCGAGAGCAACACGUCGAGAGAGGACAUCCUACGAAGGAAAAGACCCAAUACGGAUGCGUCGAAAUGGCCGUUGCCCUACCAGCGAGUUCUCGAGCAUCGACUGGGCUUUAUUCUGCUAUGGGACGAGCUCGUUGUUUGAGGGUACCGGUAGUCACAGCUGGCGAAUUUCACACUCUCAGGCUCGUUGUGUGAGUCUCGCGGUCCAUCAGGGAAAGGGGGGUUGAGCUUGGAUCCAGUUGAGGCCGCGCGGUAGUACC